CUUAAAUUUCAGUAGAAUUUGAUGAAAACAAAACUUUCAGUUGUUUCUGUGUGUGAUAUAGUUAUCAGUGUUAUUGUCUUCUCUUUCAGCUCUCAUUGUAGCCCUCCUCCUACCCCUCAAAAAAUAAGCGUGACAACGCAACGUUGUGGCCCCUGGAGUCCCCAGAGUCCUUCCUUUAUCUGGUGUGAAAUGUAUUCCCGGAGAACGACGACUCCGACGCCGCCGCCGCGCUCCUCUCGUGGAAAUGGAAGAUCCCACAAUGGGAACGACGUCGGCGGGAGUCGCCGGCCCAGUAGCUGCAGCUACCUCUCUAACGUGAGACCAGAGAACAGGAGCACGCUGUGCAGCGUGAUGGCCCAGCUAACGGAGGAGACGCAGCCGUCCUUCGAAACGACCCUCAAGUCGAAAGCCGUGUCGGAGAAUUCCUACGUGAAGUUCACGUUUGCGGUUACAGGAUACCCUAUUCCUCAAGUCACUUGGUACAAGGAUGAUGUGCAGUUGGACCGAUACUGUGGACUGCCUAAAUAUGAAAUCUUCCGCAAUGGACAAAACCAUUCCCUGCACAUCUACAAUUGCACCGUGGAGGACGCUGCCAUAUACCAGGCUUCGGCCAGCAACAGUAAAGGCAUCGUGUCCUGCUCCGGGGUUCUGGAGGUGGGCGAAAUGAACGAGUUCAAGAUCCACCAGCGCUACUUCGGCAAGCUCAAACAAAAGGCGGAGAUCAGACGCGGGGAAGCGGAAGGGAAAGAAAACCAGGAACCGCUCCGAACCAUCAGUCCGGACCGCACGCAGAGGAAGCGCCGCUCGACAACGGACGCCUUUCUCAGCCCUCCGAGCUCCGUGGAGGACGAGGGCAACGAGGAGAGCGUUCAGGCGGUCGCUGUGGGGACCGAAGCCAGGCUGCAGGAGGCACCUGUGGAAGAGGUGGAGGAAAAGCCGAGCCCCGUCACUAAAGGAGCAGCGUCAACCUUAACUAAUGGACAGACUCGCGGCGACAGCGCUAACAAGACGUCUAUACACGACUCGGCCCAGAAGAUUUCUACUGCGCACGAACCCAAAACCCCCUUUGUCAAAAAGAAGAUUAAAAUGUCCAACAGUACAGCAGGAGAGCGGCCAUCUGAGGAAAGGAGGGCCCAACAUGAGACCGUAACCUCUGUAGCUCUGGGCUGCACAGAGCCGGUCGAGCCUGAGGGGAAUUCAGAAGAGUUUAUGGAAGUAGAGAACACUGUUAGUUCGGAUUCACGCUCCAGGAACGUGACAGAACGACAUAAAAAAACUGAAACGGAGGAAGUACUGCGUGUCGAAAGGCCUUUGAAGGGUGAAAACACGCGUGUUGAGGUAGCCGCUCCUUCACAGAAAGGACCGCCGCCGGCCUCGGUACCCGCUGCCGCUCGCACCUCUACGAGUCACAACGUUUCGAGGACCGAAGUGGAAAAAGAUGCAAAGCACGAGAAGAAAGCCGAACAGAAUUCGGAAGCGCGGAAACAGAGUCCUCGCGUGACCUCAACGCCGCGGCAGGCAAGCGCUGCAACGGCGGCGUCCCGACCGGCCCGAAGCGCAGUAAAGGACGACCUUUCCAAAACGGAACAUGUUGAAGUCAUGGUUGUGGACGAGAAGUCAAACACUUUCGCACACAGAGACUUUGGGUCAGUGAACGCACCACGUGAAGGCGGAACCUCUUUACUUCAGCGUCCAUGUGAACGGACUGGAGGUCAGCCGCCGGCGAGUAACGCGAGCCCCGCCCGAGAGGAUGUGCCCGAGUCUCGGCCAGCGCGGCUGAACGAGGUUACACCCGCCCAUACAAAGAGGAACAGGAAUGAUGCACCUGUCAGCCUUGAGCUUCCACACAACCAGACGGAUGCGCAACCACCACCACCACCACGAAAGGCCAAAUCAGAGAGACAGACUACGGCGGAUGACGUCCAGACCCCGUCUUUGCGGUGUGGUUUUCAAGCAAAAAUGACACAAGACACAUGGGAUCAUUCCAGGGGAUCAAAUGAAAGCCGCGGGGUCCUUUUUACAGACGUACAGAAGUCACCCCUCCAAAGGCCCGGUGGUGGUGGUGAGAAUUCCCGAGGGUGUAACGUUUCUUCCAGCACCAAGCGAAGCCAAAUUAAUACAGCUAUAAAAACUGUCGAUGGGACGGAAAUACAAGUCGAUGAGAAGGUAGAAGGUACGUUAUUAGUGGAGUCCAACAGCGCGGCUCCAAAUGAGAAGAUAGUUGAGAUGGAGACUGAAAGUGGCGCUCUGAGUAUGAUUGGACACGUGAAAAUAGAAAAGACCAAAGAUGCAGCGAGUAAAGACGCCAAUGUUAUCAUUGUUGAUGGAUCGCAUAAAGAAACUGAGAAGAAUGAGCAUAUAGUAGAUAUGGAAACUAAUUCAGCAUCACAGGCUCUACGGUCAUCUGUGUUAGAGUCUGCAAUCGUGACAAAAACGUCAGAAAACACAAACGUGUCCGAACUCCAGAUUAAAGACUUCCAGGAAAUUCCCAAACCUGUCACAGAAGUCAUAUCUGUAGCGGAACAUUUGAGAUCACAAAUAAAGACUCUUGAAUCCAGAACAGUAAAUGUAGUGGCCGCCUUACCGGUUCAUCCAACGACCGAAACAUGCGAGGAGUCAAAAGAAGAUAACAGAAAACCGACGGCGAAGAAGUCGACGUCUGACAGGGAAGCCGGCGCGAGUAUUACUCCCCCCGGAAGCUUAAAAAAAAACCUUGUCGAGGUUUACAAUCAACAAAAUGAAACUGAUCGGGAACUUAUUUCGUCUCACGGUGCAUCUUCCCCGCCUGCCCUCCCUCCUGUCUCUGUCUUAGACUCUGCAGAGACCGAAGGACUUCAUGGCAGUGACAAAAAACACCGUAAAGGUGUCAUGGACAUCGGCCAGGAGACAACGGAAGCCUCGACUCAGUUUCCUCCGAAAGAUCGCCCCGUUCUUUCCCUUUCCGGUCGUGAAAAUGUCAAACGCAAUCUUCCUCCUUUGACCUCUCGGGACGAACUGACGGAAAUACUUUCAUCUGGAGCCGUACCACGAGAACCCGGGACUCCGAUUGCAGUGACAAAUACCACAGUUCACGCCACCAAAGGUGAACCCGUUCAAGGCAAACACAUGGGAGUUACACUGAAGUUAACCCCGGAAAGUAAACUCAACUUCCAGACUGACGUGGGGAUAACCGUGAUGAAUUCCACACCGGUGGAUCAAUACGACAUGGAAGAACACGCCGCAAACGCCAGUUCUUCAAGGACUGACUCUUUAGGCAAACCGACUCCAGAGGCUAGUCCAUUGUUAAAGAAACGAGAUUGCGUUUCUCCCGUUCCUUCCGCGACUCCACGGGAGCUCGCCUCCGGGGCCCGACGCAAAAUCCUAGCGCCCAAGGCCAAACCCGAGGAGACCUCAGAGGCCUCAGAGGCCCCAUCACCGGUCGAUAGCCAAACUCAUAUAAAGGACGUUCCGACGGAGAGCGGCAACCUUUCCGUGAGCCCCGCGGCCGUCGCUCCGUCUCCUCGCUCGUCGAGGAGGUCGGCUCUACUUCAGCCGCCCGUUGAGGAAACCUCGAGUCCGGCAGAGAAGCGUUCUCCGCUCUUGAACCGGAGGAAGCCGGCAUCCGAGACUCGAGCGCCAAGCCAGCCGCCCACCGAGGAGAUCCACAGUCCGAAACCUGAGGGGAAACCUGCAGAGGAGGACAAGCACGACCCAUUCAAAGCCCCUCAAGUUAUUCGUAAGAUCCGAGCUGAAACCUUUGCGGACGCCUCGGGGCACCUGAAGCUGUGGUGCCAGUUCUUCAACGUACUCAGUGACUCGACCAUCGCAUGGUACCGAAAUACAGAGGCGAUCGCUCACAUUCAAAGAAAUGCAGGGGAUGAGACUCAGGUCAACCUCGCCAUUGUUCAGGCGACCGGCAAAGACUCCGGUGUUUACGGAUGCACGAUCACAAAUGAAUACGGGACCGACUCCACAGACUGUCUGCUCAGUGCAGAGAUCUUGGCUGGAAUGUCCCUGCGUGAGGACCUCGGUGUUGGAGAAGAGAUCGAAAUGACACCCCUGAUAUUCAACAAGGGCGUGGCUGACACCGGCGUUUGGGGUAACACAUUUUUUGGCCGUAUAAUGAUGCAGGAAUCUCAUAUUGGUGAUGGCUGUGCUCAUAAAGUCUGGAGGGCAAAGGUCAUCUACGGUCUGGAGCCUGUGUUUGAGUCUGGAAACACGUGUAUCAUUAAAGUAUGCAACCCCCUCGCCUACGGAGGCAAAGCGGAAAGAUGCCUCAUCGAAAGGAACCUGGACAUUGCCAAGCAGGAGUGUAAAAUUCGUAACUUGGCUCGGGAAUACUGCAAAAUCUUCUCGGCAGAAGCACGAGCGAUCGAAACCUUUGGCCCGUCGCUCGAGGUGAUCCCAGUCUACCUGAUGUACCGGCCGGCAAACACGGUCCCUUACGCCACGGUGGAGGCCGAUCUGCCAGGAAACUACCAGAAAUACUCCGUCCUCGACGAUUCGGGCGGCUUGGCCACGAGGUCCGGCUCUGAGGCGGAGCAGAAGUGCUGCGCCCUGCAGCACUGGAUCUUCCAGUGGACCAACGGCAGUCUGCUCCUCACUCGUCUAGAAGGUGUUGACACCAAGAUCACCAACGUUGGGAUUUCAGUUAAAUCGACGGGGCAUCACGGUCUGUCCGUCGAAGGGACUCCCAAAGUGUUGGAGCAGUUUGUCUCCCAGCACCAGUGCAACUACUUCUGCGGGCUGCUGAGCCUGAGGUCACUAAAGGUCAUGGACUCUUUAUCGACGCCAUCGAAACCGAAGGGCUCCCGGAGCCCAUUGCUUCAACGCAAAAUAGCCGCCGCCGACUCCUCCAGCCCUCAGGCCGGCCGGAGAGCCGCCGGCAGCCCCAGACCGCCCGGGAAGACCGAGCGAGAGGGCGGAAACGCUCAUUAAGAUGCAAUAGAGUGAGACAUCAGGGAUCACACAUGUGCUCAAAAGUAGAGAAUUCUCAUCAAAUUCUGUUGACGAUGAAGUCCGAAAACCAGCAAUGGUUCAAAAAGGAUGUUUUUAAGAGAGGUGUCAAACCCUUCGGAGACCAGGAGAGAGAAUACAGAGUGUUUUGACAGCCACCAUUCCUCGCUGUUAUCAUGCAUCGUGGAUCGAUGCCCUGACGUGUUGUGGGGAUUAUUUAAUGUUUCCUACAAUUUAACAAUCUUGGGGUUGAAACUACCGUGAAGUGUCGUGAGAAGUAGAGCAGUCCUGGGUUUGUGUUGCAUCAAUCCUUGACCCAUCGCAGGUCACAGGUCGUGAGGCCCAAUCUCAGGUCAGUGUGUUUGUACCAAAUUAAUUUGUAAGAUAACCCUUUUUUAAAAUAUAUUUAUAUUUUCACAAUGCAGAAAAAUAAGAAAAUAAAGAAAAUAAAAAAUACACAAGAAGAUGAAAUUAAUUAAAUAAUAAAAUUUAUUGAAUAAAUAAAGUAAAUAGAUCAUUCCACCUACCCAAAAAGAAGUUGGUGCAUAGGAUGUCACAGCACAGAGAUACAGCAAUGACAUAAUAAUUCAGAGCUCCAAAUAAGGCUGCCGGAUAUUAAAAAAUAACUCAUAUUUAUUUCUACAACUAUUUGUAAUCUUUUCAAGAGGGAUACAACUGUCAAUUUCGACACACCAUCUGUCUAUAAGCGUGGGGGAAUCAGACUUCCAGGUCAUUGCUAUACAUUUCCUCACCACACAUAAAGCAAUUUCUGCAAAUGUAAUCUGUAAAAUAACCCUUUUUGAACUGAAGUGGCAUACUAAGUAGUUUAUUACAGUAACAUGAACCAAGGGCAGUUCGUAUGUCAGUAAAGUCAAUAACAGAAACACAGUGCAGCACAUUUUUUUACGGCUGUGAGUGAAUAAACUACAUUUUGGGGUUAUGUAUCAAGCCAAAUGUAGCUUCACAUGACAUUGUUGUACAGUGUACAAAUGGUGCUGGGCUUUUUUUUAUUGUUGUAACCUGUCCUGUUUACUUGCUGUUCGACAUUGCACUGCAUUUUUUUUCUAUUUUUAGAAACUGCACCUUUGAAUGCAAAUGGCCGUAAAAAAUAAAUAAAAGAUGUGAUUAUAAGCCUC
Molecule: messenger RNA, 6071 nt
Organism: Pseudoliparis swirei
Lineage: Eukaryota; Metazoa; Chordata; Actinopteri; Perciformes; Liparidae
Gene: alpk3b
Product: alpha-kinase 3b
Exons: 13
Coding region: 22-4917 (1631 amino acids)
Biological process (GO): protein phosphorylation; cardiac muscle cell development
Cellular component (GO): nucleus
Molecular function (GO): ATP binding; protein serine/threonine kinase activity
Source: RefSeq, a predicted model, not a curated record